CGCCAAAAAUAAAUCACCACCAAAAUAAAGUAUAGCCGAAACAGAGUAAGAAAAGAAUUUCGUUUCCACUGGAAUCUCGAUUUUCUACCGAUGGUUGCAACCGAACCGGAACAAAAUUCAAAUCACGCUAUUUCUAUUGUGCUUAACGGUGGUCUCCAAUUGCAAGACAGACAUAUCGUCGGAGAUGGAGAAAUCUGCGACGCCGGCUACCGGUAAGGUUAGCAAUCACAUACCUGAUGAUGUUGCAAUCUCCAUUCUAUCAAAUUUGCCUCUUAAAUCUUUGAAGCGAUUUGAAUCUACAUGUAAAUCAUGGUCAAUGUUAUUUCAAAACCCUUAUUUCAUGAAAAUCUACCGGAAUCGAAUCAUACAAGGAAAUCAUUCUGAUCAUGCUGAUGCAUCUCUCAUCUUACGGCAUACUAUCGUGUUGGACAAUGUAGUUAGGCCCGUGGUUGAACCCCUAUUCCAGUCCACGUUGUAUUUCAUUUCUGGUGAGAAAUUUGAGAAUAGGGUUAAAUUAAAUUUGUCACUCCCGUUUCAAGUGCUUGGCCAAGAUAUUUAUAUUUUGGGGUCUAUUAGUAUCAAUGGCUUUCUUUGUCUCUCUAAUUUAUUGGAUGAUGAGAGAAAAGCUGUAUUGUGGAAUCCAACCACCAAGGAAUUCAUUGUCAUCCCUUCUAGUCCGGUUGAGUCAUUACCUUAUCGGAAGUUUGAAGCUUUUAUUCAUGGGUUUGGUUAUGAUCAUGUUAUGGAUGAUUAUAAGGUGAUUCGGUAUGUAGAGUUUGAUAGCCUAUCUUUCUAUGACAUUAUGUCUAGGGGCUUGUCUGAGCAAGAGGCUUCAUGGAAAGACGUACCCAUGGAACCCUUAUGGGAGAUAUAUAGUCUAAGAAGCAACUCUUGGAAGAAACUUGAUGUUGACAUGUCUAUGGUGAUGUCCCCUGAAACAAGAGAAGAAACUGUCCGAUUCUACAUGGAUGGAAUGUGUCAUUGGUGGGAUAAAAUUGAAAAAGAUAGUGAUGAUGGUGAAACAUAUUUUGUUUCAUUUGACGUGACCAAUGAAGUGUGUUUUACGACACCCAUGCCCUCGGAUAUUGAUGAUACUUUUGAUAUUAGAUUGGUGAAGAGGCAGUUGGUGAUGUUAAAUCGGUCCAUUGGUUUGAUAUCAUAUAGUGGGGAGACGAAUACCCUUCACGUAUCAAUUUUAGGUGAAAUUGGUGUAAAAGAAUCGUGGACUAAGCUCUUCAUUGUUGGGUCGUUGCCUCAUGUUAAGUAUCCCAUCGAAGCAGGGAAAAAUGGUGACAUAUUCUUCAUAAAAAAAGAUGGAGAACUAGCUUGUUUUAAUUUGGAUACACAGACGAUUAAGGAGCUUGGUGUCGAAGGAGACAUGAGUCAAAUAGUAAUUUAUAAGGAAAGUUUUCAUUCAAUUAGAAGCAUACAUAAUUAACUUUUUCUGUUUGAUUUGACCCAAGAGGACUGUUAUGGAGGUUCUUACUUUUUGUAUUGGAAGUGGCUUGCCGGUUGCACAUAUCAUAUUUGUGAUCAAGUGCUUGGCAAAUUAAGUAACCAUUUGAUAAUAUGAAUUUUGCUUUGUCAAUUUUAUUUUGAAGAUUAACUCUCUUUCUAUUUGCAUAGUGAUGUGGUUUGCAUUUCCA
Molecule: messenger RNA, 1646 nt
Organism: Medicago truncatula (barrel medic)
Lineage: Eukaryota; Viridiplantae; Streptophyta; Magnoliopsida; Fabales; Fabaceae
Product: F-box/kelch-repeat protein At3g06240
Exons: 1
Coding region: 185-1438 (417 amino acids)
Molecular function (GO): protein binding
Source: RefSeq, a predicted model, not a curated record